AUGCAUCCAAAACUCACAGGCUCUCAGAUCGGCCUUAACACCAAGCACAAGCUUUUCCAACCCGGACAGACUGUCGUCGAUCUAGGUUUUGCACCAGGAUCAUGGUCUCAGGUUGCUGCAGAUCGCACUGCUCCAGAGGGUCGUGUCAUAGGUAUUGACCUGAUACCCGCACAACCCCCGCGAGGUGUCUCCACCAUACAAGGCGACUUUCUAUCACCUGUAAUCCAGGACGAGGUUCGAGCCUAUGUGCGAGAUCCGGACCUGGGCAGACCCAAAAGACAGGUUUCUGCUAAAGCCAGCGAGGGACUUACUGAAGAAGAGCUGGACGACAUCGAACGAGGAUAUAUUGACAUCGAACGACAUGCUCAUCUGGAGGGCGUAGAACUCGAACCGAUCGGGCGCCCAGCAGAGACCAGUGACAGCGAACGAAAUGCUCCAACUAGGCUCUCGUUGAAGGAGAGGGAUAUGCAGCAGGGCAGAGCAGUAGACGUGGUGCUCAGCGACAUGUCAGAACCCUGGGACCAAACGGCCGGCUUCUACAAGAAGAGCCUUAGUGACCCAUAUUUUAGGAUGAUGAACACCAGCGGAAAUGCUUUCAGAGACCACGCCGGCAGUAUGGACUUGUGCAUGGCCGCCCUGACAUUCGCUUUCGAUACGCUCAAGACUGGCGGCCACUUCCUCUGCAAGUACUACAAAGGGUCGGAGGAGAAGGCAUUCGAGACAAAGCUGAAGCGUCUCUUCGCCAAGGUGUACAGGGAGAAGCCGGAAUCCUCUCGCGCUGUAGGCUUUUCCGCACAGUGGAUGUUCCACGCUGACUGGCUCCAGGAAUCUAAAGAGGCGUACUUUGUGGCACUGCGCCGCAAAGAGACACCGACGAAGGAGGAGGUCUUUGGAGAAUAA
Messenger RNA from Alternaria arbusti, 900 nucleotides. RefSeq lists its product as uncharacterized. Gene Ontology annotation, molecular function: rRNA (uridine-2'-O-ribose)-methyltransferase activity. Gene Ontology annotation, biological process: RNA methylation. The coding region runs from base 1 to 900 and encodes 299 amino acids. The record is from RefSeq and is a predicted model, not a curated record. The transcript is spliced from 6 exons. Gene Ontology annotation, cellular component: mitochondrion. NCBI's taxonomy places the organism in Eukaryota, Fungi, Ascomycota, Dothideomycetes, Pleosporales, Pleosporaceae.